AUGAGCGCGGCCGUCAGGCCUCCGCCAGCCCGUCAGGGACAACCUGCGUCGCAGCGCAACUUUGGCGAGAGUUCGGCGGGAGGAGCGAGUUCGCAUCUGGGCAUGGCGCUGGCGGAUGAGCGGAGCGGGAAGGCGGUGGACGGAGGGAGUGGGACGAAGAAACAGCUUAGCGAGGUGCAGAGACGGAAGAGGGAGCGGUGGGGUCCAGCUUACGUCCCGGAGGAAGAGACAAUCCGCAACGACUACUCUGGGCAGUAUGUACAGACAGGCGGGCGACCGCAGAACCACCUGCGAAACACGGCUGUCGAGACGCGAUUUGCCGAAUACCCCAAGCUCGCUUCGCUGCUCACUCACAAGCACACCCUCACCGCCUCGCCGCAACACUCCAUCCCGCCAACCUACUUCAACCUUCCCUCCGACUCGUCUUCCUCCUCCGCCUCAGCCAUGUCCUCAGCACUCGCCGCUCUACGACCCGCCCACUUCGACUGCCUCCUUCUAACUCCUCCACCAUCCGUCACAGUUGACGAGCUCGCCUCGCUCGAGAUCAGUCGACUUGCAGCGACACCCGGGUUCAUCUGGCUGUGGGUUGGGUCGGGCCAAGCUGGCCUCGAAGGAAGCGAGGGAGGCGGAGUCGGGCUCGAGAAGGGAAGGGAGCUGUUGACGCUGUGGGGAUACAGGAGGUGCGAGGAUAUCGUCUGGCUCAAGACGAACAAGAAGGAUCCGGAGGGCGAUCUGGUGAAGGAGCCCACCUCGCUCUUCCAGCCGACUCUCGAGCACUGCCUGAUGGGCAUCCGAGGGACAGUUCGCCGGUCGACAGACUCGUUCUUCGUGCAUUGCAACGUCGAUACAGACGUCAUCGUGUGGGAAGGCGAUGAUGAAGAUCCCGACCUCAAGCCGCCCGAGAUCCAGACUCUUAUCGAGAACUUCUGCCUCGGAACUCGCCGCCUGCAUCUCUACGGCUCGCCUCGCUCGCUCCGUCGCGGCUGGCUCACCGUCCCCUCCGCUUCCUCCCCGCCCUUCACCUCCGAGUCGCCCGUUCCGCCCGUUGAGAACGAAGGCAGCGCAGAAGAGCAGAAAGAGCGGUGGGGUGCACCGAAGGAGUGGAGUAGGGAGGAGUGGGAGGCGAGGUGGAAGAGACCGGUGGCGCCGGGGAGUUUGGCUGCGGAGGGAAAGGGACCAGAACUGCUGGGCAAGGUCGACACGCUGCUGCCGUUCGUCGAGGAACUCGACGCACUUCGACCGAAAUCGCCGCCUCAGCGGAACGGUCUUCCCUCCUCUGGCGGACUUGGGCGAGGACGUGGAGCUGGUCUCGGCAUCACUCGGAGCGGUCUCGUCGGUCAGGCAGCGACUGCACCCGCGCCCGACGGUUCAGUCGGCGUGAACGGGUUGGGCAGGGGACGCGGUCGAGGACGAGGGCGGAGCGGCGAGCAAGAGGUAGGCUAUAACAUUGUACCGCGCCCACUAGCGCGACAGCCUCCGACAACGAUGUACGGGCCGUCGCUGCAGGCUUUCACGCCGCAACAGCAGUACUUCGUCGCGUCGCCGUCUCAUUCGAACUCGGCACCACCGUAUCCUUACGCUUCCCAGCUCGUUCAACCACCACCAUCGCCGUCUGUCGCACAGUACGCGUACGCUUCGCAGCCGUCGACGGCGCAGCAGUUCUACGGCGUCCCUCCACCUCCUUCCUUUCUCUCCGGCUACCCGCAGCAACCGCAGGCGCCGACGUAUCGCCCGCCGCUGCACUAUCCGCCGCAACAGCAGUACCUGAUGCCCGCUGCGCAGGGCUACUACACGCCGCCUUACCACGCAAGCGUUCAGCCGUCGCCGAUUCCCCAACAUCCUCCUCUCCCCGGCUCUGCCUACGCCUACUCGAUGCCAACGUCGUCGCCAGCGUCAGUUGCCUCGGUCAACCCGCAGCUCGCGACGCAGUACAUCCAGCAGCAGAUGCAGACUCUCGCGCUUGGCCAGUCGACCUCGAGCAACUCGACGGCGCCCUCGGAUGCAGGUUCAUCGGCGCCGACGGGCGAGCUCGUCUACCCGAUCUCGAGUAGGAGCAGGGAGAGGACGGCUGAGUCGGUGGCGCAGGCGACAGCGGCGGAUGGUCGGUUUGCGGAUGCGAGGGAGUAA
Molecule: messenger RNA, 2127 nt
Organism: Rhodotorula toruloides NP11
Lineage: Eukaryota; Fungi; Basidiomycota; Microbotryomycetes; Sporidiobolales; Sporidiobolaceae
Product: methyltransferase like 14, transcription regulator
Exons: 6
Coding region: 1-2127 (708 amino acids)
Cellular component (GO): RNA N6-methyladenosine methyltransferase complex; nucleus
Molecular function (GO): mRNA binding
Source: RefSeq, a predicted model, not a curated record